ACCAAAGUUAAACGACAAAGUGUAUUUCCCAACGCUUUGCGGGUUUACAUUUGGAGUUGCAGAGUUGCCUUCAUAACGGUGAGCGUGAUUCAGUUGAGGUGGUUGUUUCUUCUCGUUUGCCAAUAUGCAGGCCAGUGAUAGGUUCAACAUCAAUUCCCAGCUUGAACAUCUUCAAGCUAAAUAUGUUGGGACCGGGCAUGCCGAUAUGAAUAGAUAUGAAUGGGCCGUGAAUAUCCAACGCGAUAGCUACGCAUCCUAUGUUGGCCAUUAUCCAAUGCUUGCUUACUUUGCUCUUGCUGAGAAUGAGUCCAUUGGAAGAGAACGCUACAACUUUAUGCAGCUUGUGGAGGCCUACCUAACUCUAUGGCGAAGCAGCGAGGGUUGUCUGGAGGCGUUAAAAGCGGCCUCGGAGCGCAGUGUUAAGGUUUUAGCUGUUGAACGCGCAACCAGAGAUGAGAGCUAUAGGAGCAAGACUGUUUGGACUGGACGCAGUUUAAGGUGAAGGUUCAAUUGAUCUUGCCUUGUAGGUAGGCAGCGCCUCGAGAAAGACCAUAAACAUAAAAAAGAGGAACUCGAUAGGAGAUUCUCAAGACUAUCGAACUGAACUAGAGACCAAUAACUCUAAAAGUUAAAGUUUCACUUGACCUGAAGCUGCCUUUGAUGUAUGCCUGAGUUAAUGAAUUGGACCUUGUUAGUUUGUUUGUGUUAACAAGAAGCCAAGUUGAUCCCACUCAACUAUUUGGUUUAUGUGGCACAUGCGCGUGCAUGUUUUGUUGUAAA
This is a messenger RNA of Malus domestica (apple), 780 nucleotides long. NCBI's taxonomy places the organism in Eukaryota, Viridiplantae, Streptophyta, Magnoliopsida, Rosales, Rosaceae. The record is from RefSeq and is a predicted model, not a curated record.